UCUGUCAGAGGCCCUCAGCCAGGAGGAGAGGCCUGUGGCUCUGCGUGAGGGGGACAAAGUCAGAGGGAGAGGAGAAGAGGGAAGAGCGGGUGGCAGAGGAGUGUGCACAGGAUCAGCAGGUCUGGGACCCAGGGGCCUUCGCAACGGGGAGAUUUAAAGUGCCACAGAGUUUGGGAUUAUACCUUGAGAAGACACAUUUUUACAGGACUGGGAGCUUGUCUCAGGUGAAGGCGUCAAGAUGGCGUCCAAUGCAGAUGCCAAGCCGGUUAUCAUGAAUGAAGAGGAGCUGAAGAGGAAGCAGAGGGAGAAGCUGAAGAAGCUGCAGGCCACAGGGGGAAACCCUCGACCUGCCAGAUCCCUCUUCCUCCUCACCCUCAAAAAUCCUUUCCGGAAGGCUUGCAUCAGCAUUGUGGAGUGGAAAACCUUUGAGAUCAUCAUCCUACUGACCAUCUUUGCAAACUGUGUUGCCUUGGCUGUGUUCCUGCCCAUGCCUGAAGAAGACAGUAAUAACACCAACACAAGCUUGGAGAGUUUGGAGUAUAUCUUCCUGAUCAUAUUCACGUUAGAGUGCUUUCUGAAGAUAGUGGCGUAUGGGUUCGUGUUCCAUGAAGGCGCCUAUUUACGGAACUGUUGGAACAUAUUAGACUUUGUCAUCGUCUUCAUGGGUCUCUUCACCUUUGCCUUGGAUACCAUCAAUAAGAUAGCAGGUGUACCGAUGGAGAAGGGUGGGGGGUUUGACAUGAAGGCACUGAGAGCCUUCAGAGUGCUGCGGCCCUUACGUCUCGUCUCUGGAGUCCCCAGCCUGCAGGUGGUGAUGAACUCCAUCCUCAAAGCCAUGCUGCCUCUGCUGCACAUCGCCCUGCUAGUCUUUCUACUCGUCACCAUCUAUGCCAUCAUGGGGCUGGAGCUCUUCAAGUGCAAAAUGCAUAAAACCUGCUAUUAUACUGCCACAAAUAUCUAUGCUACAGCAGAAAAUGAGCACCCUGCACCCUGUGCUCAGGCUGGUAAUGGACGCCGCUGCAUGAUCAAUGGCUCUGAGUGCCGGCCAGGCUGGGUGGGUCCCAACAAUGGCAUCACCCACUUUGACAACAUUGGCUUUGCCAUGCUUACAGUCUACCAGUGCAUCACCAUGGAGGGAUGGACCAAAGUGCUCUACUGGGUUAACGAUGCCAUAGGAAACGAAUGGCCCUGGCUCUACUUUGUUCCCCUCAUUCUAAUUGGCUCCUUCUUUGUGCUCAAUCUGGUUCUGGGCGUGCUCAGUGGAGAGUUCACCAAAGAGCGAGAGAAGGCCAGGUCACGUGGAGAGUUCCAGAAGUUGCGAGAGCGUCAGCAGCUGGAUGAAGACCUGCAUGGCUACAUGGAGUGGAUCACUCACGCUGAAGUCCUGGAUGCCGACCAAGAGGGCAAAGGACUCCUGCCUUUAACCAGUGGAGACUCUGACACAGACAGCCUGUAUGACCUGGAAGGCAAGAGUCGAAUCGUGUACUACUACCGCCUGGGCCGUCGCUGGAACCGUUUCUUCAGGAUGAAGUGCCUGGUGUAUGUGAAAACUAGGGCCUUUUACUGGCUAGUCAUGUUCCUUGUCUUCCUCAACACCCUGACCAUAGCAACAGAGUACCACCACCAGCCUGAGUGGCUCACUUCUCUACAAGAUGUGGCCAGUCGUGUUCUGCUGGUGCUGUUUGUUAUAGAGAUGUUUGUGAAGAUGUAUGCUCUGGGUCCACGAGCAUAUUUCAUGUCUCUGUUUAACCGUUUUGACUUCUUCGUGGUGCUGUGUGGUAUCCUGGAGAUGAUCAUGUUCUCUGCAGGGGCUGUGGCUCCCCUGGGUUUUUCAGUCCUCAGGUGUAUCCGACUGCUGAGGAUCCUUAAAGUUACAAAGUACUGGACCUCUCUGAGUAAUCUCGUGGCCUCUCUCCUCAACUCUGUACGCUCCAUCGCUUCCCUGCUCCUUCUUCUCUUCCUCUUCAUCGUCAUUUUCUCACUCCUGGGCAUGCAGGUGUUUGGGGGGAAAUUCAACUUUGAUGACCACAAACCCAGACGCAGUAACUUUGAUAACUUCCCUCAGGCCCUCAUCAGUGUGUUUCAGAUCCUAACAGGAGAGGAAUGGACCACCAUAAUGUACGAUGGCAUCAUGGCACAUGGAGGGCCUGACUUUCCUGGCAUCCUGGUCGCCAUCUACUUCAUCAUCCUGUUUGUCUGUGGAAACUAUAUCCUUCUAAACGUCUUUUUGGCCAUUGCUGUUGACAACCUGGCAGAGGCUGAAAGUCUGACUUCGGCUCAGAAAGAAAAGGCGGAGGAGAAGUUAAGGAGAAAGCUUUUAAGGUCCAAGAUGCCUGAAAAGACUGAUGAGGAGAGGGAGAGGAUGGCCAAGAAACUGGCAGAGCAGAGAGCCAAGAUGGAGGGCAUGCCCACCACAGCCAAGCUCAAAAUUGAUGAGUUUGAGUCCAAUGUCAAUGAAGUGAAAGAUCCAUUCCCACCUGCUGACUUCCCGGGUGAUGACGAGGAGGUUGAGCCCGAAAUCCCCAUUAGCCCUCGGCCCCGACCGAUGGCUGACCUGCAGCUGAAAGAAGAGGCCGUUCCGUUGCCUGUAGCCAGCUCCUUUUUCAUUUUUGGCCCUCAGAACAAGUUCCGUAAACUGUGCUACAAGAUCGUCAACGCCUCUUCCUUCACCAACUUGAUCCUUUUGUUCAUCCUGCUCUCCUCCAUCUCCCUGGCAGCUGAGGACCCCAUUGAUCCCAAGUCCUACAGAAACCAGAUUUUGGCUUAUGCUGACAUUGUCUUCACAUCAGUGUUCACCAUUGAGAUCGUACUAAAGAUGACAGUUUAUGGAGCGUUCAUGCACGAGGGGUCCUUCUGCCGUAACUCCUUCAACAUCCUGGAUCUGAUUGUGGUCGGUGUCUCUCUGCUUUCUAUGGGGAUGGAAUCCAGCGCUAUCUCUGUGGUGAAGAUUCUCAGGGUGUUGAGGGUGCUGAGGCCUCUCAGGGCCAUCAAUAGAGCCAAGGGGUUAAAGCAUGUGGUCCAAUGUGUGUUUGUGGCCAUCAAAACCAUCGGCAACAUCGUCCUGGUCACCAUGCUGCUGAAUUUCAUGUUUGCCUGUAUAGGAGUGCAGCUCUUCAAGGGUAAAUUCUACAGCUGCACAGACGGGUCAAAAAUGACAGAGGAGGAAUGCCAUGGAUUCUUCGUGAAGCACAUAGAGAAUUCCCUCCAAGACGAAGUGUUGGCUAAGAGAGAAUGGCUCAACAGUGACUUCAACUUUGACAAUGUGCUCUAUGGCAUGCUGGCUCUCUUCACUGUCUCCACAUUUGAGGGCUGGCCAAAGCUGUUAUACAGAGCCAUCGAUUCAGACCAAGAAGACAUGGGCCCCGUCUUCAAUAACCGCGUGGAUGUGUCCAUCUUCUUCAUCAUCUACAUCAUCCUCAUUGCCUUCUUCAUGAUGAACAUCUUUGUGGGCUUUGUCAUUGUCACUUUCCAGGAGCAGGGUGAGGAGGAGUAUAAGGACUGUGAGCUGGACAAGAACCAGCGCCAGUGUGUGCAGUACGCCCUGAAGGCCCGACCUCUGAGGUGCUACAUCCCCAAAAACCCCUACCAGUACAGAGUGUGGUACAUUGUCACCUCCUGCUACUUUGAAUACCUCAUGUUCUUCCUGAUUAUGCUCAACACCUUGUGUCUGGGGAUGCAGCACUGUAACCAGUCGGACCAUGUGACCAAACUAUCAGACACUCUGAACUUGAUCUUCACCGUGCUCUUCACUGUGGAGAUGAUUCUCAAGCUGAUGGCCUUCAAAGCGAGGGUAACGACUUCACACUUUGGUUCAAAUGGUUAUCCACCCAAUCCAAUGUCCCACUGUAACAAAAUGCUGUUUGAUGUCAUCCUGAGUGAAGUUGAUACUGCCCUGGCCGCCAGUGGAGGACUGUACUGUCUCCAUGGCUGUGCUGAGACAAAUCCUAUGCAAGCGAUUGCGGCUUCUGAAAAUGCCUCCGUUUCCAUCACGUUCUUCCGACUCUUCCGUGUCAUGCGUCUAGUCAAGCUGCUGAACCGUUCGGAGGGCAUCCGUAACCUGCUGUGGACCUUCAUCAAGUCCUUCCAGGCUCUCCCUCAUGUAGCUUUGCUCAUCGUGAUGCUUUUCUUUAUCUACGCUGUCAUCGGGAUGCAGAUCUUUGGAAAGGUAGCCCUAGUGGAUGGGUCUCAAAUCAACCGCAACAACAACUUCCAGACAUUCCCUCAGGCUGUUCUGAUGUUAUUCCGGUGUGCUACUGGAGAGGCUUGGCAGGAAGUCAUGAUGGCUUCCAUGUAUGGAAAGAAGUGCGACCCCAAGUCUGACUUCCUGCCAGGAGAGGAGUACACCUGCGGGUCCAACUUCGCCGUCUUUUACUUCCUCAGCUUCUACUGUCUCUGUGCCUUCCUGAUCCUCAACCUGUUCGUAGCUGUCAUCAUGGACAACUUUGACUACUUGACCCGUGAUUGGUCUCUUCUUGGUCCACACCAUCUGGAUGAGUUUAAGAAGAUCUGGGCUGAAUAUGACCCUGAAGCUACGGGGAGAAUUAAACAUCUGGACGUGGUGACGCUGCUGCGACGCAUCCAGCCCCCACUGGGCUUUGGCAAGUUCUGUCCUCAUCGAGCUGCAUGCAAGCGUUUGGUUGGCAUGAACAUGCCUCUGAACAGUGAUGGCACCGUCACCUUCAAUGCCACCCUGUUUGCUCUGGUCAGAACUGCACUCAAGAUCAAAACAGAAGGUAACUUUGAGCAGGCCAAUGAGGAGCUGAGAGCCAUUAUAAAGUCAAUCUGGAAACGCACCAGUAUGAAACUAUUGGACCAGGUCAUCCCCCCAAUAGGAGAUGAUGAGGUGACCGUGGGGAAGUUCUACUCCACCUUCCUGCUACAGGACCAUUUCCGUAAGUUCCUGAAGCGUCAGGAGGAGUACUAUGGCUACCGGCCCUCAAAGAAGAGCGCCUCAGGCCCAGAGAUCCAGGCGGGCCUGAGGAGUAUAGAUGAAGAGGUGGCUCCAGAGAUGCAUAGGGCCAUUUCAGGAGACCUGCAGAAUGAGGAAGAGAUGGACAGAGCUAUGGAGGAGGCUGGGGAAGAGGCGCCCCACCAGCGUAUGCACGGUCUGUUUGGUAACCGGGGGGAAGCUUACUCUGCUGAGCCCGUCGACGCUCAGCCCCAGCAGAUGACCAACCAGCGGCCACUUAAGUUCUCAGAGAGCCAGCCUGAGUCUCCACCAGACUCUGGUGCCUUGGAGCCCACUACUGAAUUUUUCCCCACAAGUGCACCAAAAAGCAACACUAACAACAACGCCUUUGCAGAAUUUUCAUUUGAAAGAGAAGGUACACCCGAAGAGUUUUACAACCCCAGUGAGGAUGCUGAGCCAGACAACAUGCGCUCCUGGAACUUCACAGUGAGAACAGACAGAACACAGUUCCCUUAUGAACCUGACUAUGACCGUACCGCAGCUGAUCAGCUUGUCCACGAGGCUCUCGUGCAGGGCGGUCUGGGCACUCUGGCCGAAGACCCCCGCUUUGUCUCUGUGGCUAAGCAAGAGAUGGCUGAUGCCAUGCGCACAACUGUGGAUGACAUGGAAAGUGUAGCUCAGGGCAUCCUCAGCGAACGCGCCGCCAGCGCCACUUCUGUCAAAAAGAGACGCCCCAUCCCCGUCCCUCCUUCUCCUCCUGCCCCUGCCGCGGCAGCACGGGAAACAGACCAGCCAGAUCCGGCAGUGAGGAGAAAGAGACGCCCAAUCCCCUCAGUUCCCUCCGUACGGAAGCCAGCUGAGGCCGGCUCCAAUGUUUAGAGGAUGUCACUUGAGUUUACGUGGUUAUCUUGUGAUUUUUUACACUUGCAGGUGGCUCCACCUCACCUCACUUUACUGAGCUUGUUGCUCCUGUGACACUCUGAAUCUAGUAGCCUGGCUCAAGGCCUAAAGGCAGGUUGGCUCAGGUUUAACAUGUUGUCAAGUGUGGUUGAAUCUUAACCAAAAAGAAACAAUAUAAUCUGAUGAUGAAACAUCUUAAUUUUCAGAUUUAUUGAAGGUAAUAAAAAUACUAACUCAUCUCAGAGCGAACAGAUUGACGCACUUCUUUCUUUGUUGCGUUUGUGGACGUUAUCCAUUCCAAAUGACUUAUGAGACAAACAUGUGAGUGAGCUGAGUGUCUUACCGAAGCCUCACUGAGGGAGGUAGGAUGGUGGUGACUGACGACUAAAAUAACUUACUGGAUACAGGGAGCAUGCAGCCGAAUUUAGUGUGCUGCAGGAGGAAAGUGGGAAAAGACUUUGAAGAAACGAAGACGUGAGUUUCUGUUCAUCCAGACCCAGCUAAGUUCAACUGAGUAUUCAGUUCAUGUCUUUUUUUUUUAAAGGGCUCUGGUGUAACUAUUACAAUGCAAGUUUGAGCAUUUUUUCUUUGUUGAUAAAUCAGCGUCCUCGGAUCAGUUGGUACUUGCUGUAUUUCAACCUUUUAUUACUGAGUUUUCUCCUGCUCACCACUGCUCUUGUGUGCAGUUGGUGUCCGCAGAUUUUACAGAGGAAACUUUUUUUUUUUUUGGACACAGAGAUACAUUUAAUCUCUUAUUUGUCCAAAAGUUUUAGCUGUAUUGAAGUAUUUGUCGAUAUACAGCCAUGCUGUAGUCAGGGAGUAUGUUUUUUUUUCCAAGUCACUCUACUGCUACAGAUAUUCAGUGUUUUUCAUUUACAUAAAUAUGUGAAACCUUUGAGUUGAGGACAUGAAGUUUGACCCAUACAGAUAAUGUAUCUUCAGCAUACCUGGAGUAUGGUGGAUUUAGCUUUACAGCUCACUGGGGCUCACUGUACAACUAGUUUUAUUAAUAAUUGCAUGGGCAUAAUUUACUGCACUUGUUUCAUGUUUUGUGCCUCAAUGCAAACAGUGACAGGCCAGAUGGAGGAAUUUUUUUUUUUUUUUUUACAUUAUCUUCUGAUCAGCCUGUGUUUUGCUGUCAUACGUUCACUGUGUUGCACGGUUUUGGAGAUAGUCUGAGUGAGCUUCAUAGCUCAACCUCGAGUCUCCUUCACUUCUGGAUCUAUGCCAUUACAGUUGAUGUUACGUUGGUGUUUUCGCCGUGGCAAAAGAAAUAAAUCAUCCAAACAUUCA
Messenger RNA from Epinephelus fuscoguttatus (brown-marbled grouper), 7102 nucleotides. RefSeq names its product dihydropyridine-sensitive L-type skeletal muscle calcium channel subunit alpha-1-like. Gene Ontology annotation, biological process: calcium ion import across plasma membrane. Gene Ontology annotation, cellular component: voltage-gated calcium channel complex; membrane. The record is from RefSeq and is a predicted model, not a curated record. NCBI's taxonomy places the organism in Eukaryota, Metazoa, Chordata, Actinopteri, Perciformes, Serranidae. Gene Ontology annotation, molecular function: calcium ion binding; high voltage-gated calcium channel activity.